Molecule: messenger RNA, 2816 nt
Organism: Acanthopagrus latus (yellowfin seabream)
Lineage: Eukaryota; Metazoa; Chordata; Actinopteri; Spariformes; Sparidae
Gene: c7a
Product: complement component 7a
Exons: 18
Coding region: 79-2613 (844 amino acids)
Biological process (GO): immune response
Cellular component (GO): membrane attack complex
Molecular function (GO): protein binding
Source: RefSeq, a predicted model, not a curated record
UCUCUACUGCAACAACAAAACUUGGAACAGCAGUAUCUGCAGCCAGCGUCAGAGUCUGCUUGCUGCUCUUCACUCAGCAUGAAGAAUAUUACGCAACUCCUUUGUGCAGCCUUGCCAUGGCUGCUGUUUCUGUUCACUCCCAAAGGGUUUUGUGACCCAAGGGUUGAUUGCCAGUGGGGGUCAUUCAGUGAUUGGUCAGAGUGUGAUCCCUGCACCAAAUUACAGGCAAGAAGCCGUGUCAUAGCUGUUUACCCUCAGUUUGGAGGGAACCCCUGCAGCGGAGGGCGGACCGAGACCAGGACCUGUGAAACCACACAAGACUGCCCUCUGUCGGAGGGAUGUGGAGACAGGUUUCGCUGUCGAUCAGGGAAGUGUGUCAGCCAGUCUCUGGUGUGUAACGGAGAUCAGGACUGUGAGGAAGACGGACAGGACGAGCGCGUCUGUGAGGUUCAAAAAUGGGUUUUGUGCACCAAAAGUAGUCUACCGCCUAAAAUCGAAGAGAUCGGACAAGGGUUUGACGUGGUGUCGGAGAAGCGGAGGGCCAAUGUCAUCAACACGAGGAGCUUUGGGGGCCAAUGUCGCACCUUUUACAGCGGUGGUGACAACAGCGUCUACAGAUUGCCUCUUAGUACCAUCAAGUACAGCUCUGUGGUCAAAGCUCAGAAUGACUUCAGUGACGAGAUGUUCUCCAGUAAAUGGCACUAUGCCAAGGACAUUGUAAACAGACAGACUGUGAGAGGGACCACGUCGGGAUACAGGAACUAUGACUUCCACGAGACAGACGACAGGAGCCGGACCAACAAGCUUCUGGUUCUAAAGAAUGAGAUAGAGGUUGCUCAGUUCCAGAGCAACUCUCCUCAGUACCUCCCAAUAGCCGAGGAGUUCUGGAAGGCACUGGUCAAACUCCCGUCUGUCUACUACUACGCCGCCUACAGGAGCGUUUUAGAAAGGUUUGGAACACACUACCUGGCUGAGGGAACCCUCGGAGGAUCCUUCAAGGCCGUCGCCAGGAUUGAUCAGGAAACUGAAAGACAAAUUACCACAGAAAGCUCUCAGCACAAUGAAUGUGAAAGGGUCCAACACACCAUCUUCCUCUUGUUUUUUUCCAUCCGCUAUGAGACUGUGCACUGCCAGAGUGGGGGAAGUCACAGAUCAACGUCUUCAGGUAGAAGCAGCACUAAUCAUGUGUCAAGAGUGGAUGUGGAGGGAGGAGGCAUCGAGCAUAUAAAUUCGCUGAAGGCCAUGCAGCUCGAUGAUCCCGCUAAGAACUGGGAAAUGUACUCAAACUGGGCUGACUCUGUUCGGUCAUUCCCAAAGGUCAUAAAGCAACAGCUGCGGCCGAUCUCCGAGCUGGUGAAGGAGGUUCCCUGUGCCGGGGUGAAGAAGCUCUACCUCCGCAGGGCCAUAGAGCAGUACAUAAGCGAGAGUGACCCCUGCCACUGCCGGCCCUGCAGAAACAAUGGCAUGGUUUUCAUGGACGGUGACAUGUGCAAGUGCCUCUGUAAGCCUGGCACCAGUGGACUGGCCUGUGAGCUGGGAACUGAAGCGGAGGGUCAGCAGGGAGUGAUCCAUGGCAGUUGGGCCUGCUGGUCUGCCUGGUCAUCUUGCUCCGGGGGUCGAAGGUCAAGAAGUCGUUCCUGCUCUAAUCCCGCUCCUGUGAACGGGGGACAGCACUGUAUCGGAGAAACCUCAGAGACUUCCGACUGUGAAGACCAAGAUCUGCAUGAUCUGAAAACCGUUGAGCCUCAGUGCUUUAACUCGAGUCUCCCUCCACUCCAGAAGUGUGGAACCCCGCCUCCUCUAAUCAAUGGCUACAUCCUGGACCCAAAGGACAUUUACCUUGUGGGUAGUAAGGUUGAGUACAGCUGCACCAGCAGUUUGUAUCUUGUUGGUCAAAGCGUCCUAGAAUGCACUGCUGAUCAAACCUGGUCUGGCAGGCCUGGACUCUGCGCGGCCGCAGUUUGCAGACUUGAGAACCUCGGCGAUGGUGUCAUAGCCUCUCCUGUGUUAGAGGCCUAUUACAUAGGGAUGGUAGUGGAGUUGUCCUGUCCGGCGGGUAGACAGCUACUAGGAGAGUCAAUGCUUUCAUGUGACCCGAGUCUAAAUUUUUCACCAGACCCAGCAAGCAUCAAAUGCAGCCCAGCCAGUGCAGUUAGACAAGUAAUCUCUCCUGUGGUGGAAUGUAACCCAUGGCAGAAGUCCUCCAGAGGAACGUGUGUCUGCAAAAUGCCUUUUGAGUGCGGCUCAUCUUUGGAUGUGUGUGCCACCGCUGCCACCGGUAGAAAAUCCGUCCCUCUGACUGUGUGCAAAAUGCAUGCACUGCAGUGUAUGAGGAAGAAGUACAUGAUAGCUGAGGACGGCACAUGCAACUGGCCGGUGCGCAGCACGACGGGCUGCACCAGCUGUCACAUGUGGGAGACCUGCGACGAUCAAACCAACGAGUGUCGCUGCAGGGACUCUGCAGACUGCUCGAGCCCAGGAAUAAAUGUGUGUGUCCGUGUCGGGGAGGAUGCGACCGCAGCCAGUCAGACCAUGAGUGAGUGUGAGGCAGGGUUACAGCGAUGCAAAGGAGUAAACGUGACAGUUGUCAGUAUCCUGCCAUGCGCUGCCUGAGGAUGCGGGAGUAGGCUUUGACCUUAUGACCGUCUAUCACCACCUUCAUUUAUCAGUUAACUCUGUCUAACCCUUUCCUCAUACUUUUCCAGUGAAUUUGUGUUCUCUGCUUCAACUCAUUAUGAAAGUACAAUGUUAUGCAUGUGUAAAACUGUAAUGUAAUACUGUACUAAGACAAAGAAUGAAUAGCAAAACAACAGCCA